AUGCUCAGGGCGGGUGCGCAUGCUCAGUGCACCCACAGCAGGGCCCGGACCCCGCGCCGCAGAGACGCACGUGGCGGCGAGACGCUGAGCCCGGACGGCGCCGGGACAGGGCGGCGCCUCCAGGCCUCCUGCCCCAGCAUGGACGAGGAGCAGGCCAGAGAGCUGCUGGGGUUUCUCCACCUGGACACCCGGCCUGAUCUAAAGGGCCAGGCCACAGGCUACAUCCUGGGGCUCACGGGUAAUGUGGAGGGGCGGACGCUGCUGGCAGGCAGGCCAGAUUUCCUGGAGGCUCUGCUGCUGCUGACGGGUGACCGCUCCUUGGCCGUGGUGAAGGACAGUUACCACUCGCUCAUCAACCUGUCUGUGGCCGUGGCCACCCACGAGGUCCUGGCCAAGGAGCUCCCAGUGCUGCUGCACCGCCUGCUGGACCCGGGCUACGCCUUCGCCGACCAGGUCUGCACCCUCCUCUCCAACCUGUCCCGGGAGGAGGGCACCUGCCGCCAGGUUUUCCAGGCCAUGCAGGAGGAGGGGCUGGGGCUGGCCCGGGUGGUAGAGGCGUUCUGCACCGAAGGCUACAACAAGAAGGCAGCCCUGCACUACCUGGGCCCCCUGCUCUCCAAUCUGACUCAGCUGCCGGAGACCAGGGAGUUCCUGCUGGACAGAUCCAGGUGCGUGGUACAGAGGCUGCUGCCCUACACGCAGUACGAGGCCUCCGCCAUCCGCCGAGGGGGGGUGAUCGGGACGCUCAGGAACUGCUGCUUCGAGUACAAGUACCAUGAGUGGCUGCUAGGCGCCGAGGUGGACCUGCUCCCCUUCCUCCUGCUGCCUUUGGCGGGCCCUGAGGAAUUCCCUGAAGUGGAAAUGGAAAGGCUGCCCGUGGACCUGCAGUACCUGCCGCAGGACAAGCAGCGGGAGAAGGACCCUGACAUCCGGAAGAUGCUACUGGAGGCAGUCAUGCUGCUCACCGCCACCAAGGCCGGCCGGCAGCUGGUGAAGGAGAAGGGCACCUAUCUGGUCGUGCGGGAGCUCCACCAGUGGGAGACGGAGCCUGACGUCCAGGCUGCCUGCGAGAAGCUGAUCCAGGUGCUGAUUGGGGAUGAGCCAGAGCCCGGGAUGGAGAAUCUGCUGGAGGUGAAGAUCCCCGAGGACGUGGAGGAGCGACUGCAGCAUCUGGACCGGGAGGAGGAGCGGCAGCAAGGGCAGCAGGAGACGCAGAGCAAGGGGCCUGGGGCGCAGAUGGGAUCCUCGGGGCUGUCGAGGUGACUUGCUGACCUGCUUGCCCUGCCCCGGCAGCGUGGGGGGCGCUCGGACUCUGCCCAGCCGAGGGCCGCGACCUGCCAGCCGUCGUGGGAGCCACGCCCAGCCGUGCCCAAUGGAACCGGAUGCAGCCACCAGAGGCGAGGUCCGUAGAGACGGCAGCGCCCAGCGCAGCCUGGCGGCUCUGGAGCAGAGAGAGGGGACUGGGACUGGGAGCUCCUCCCCUUGAGGUUCCUUGCUUCACUCCAGCCCACCUCAGUCACCACUGCCUGACCCAGGCGAAAUGAAUCUGGGGGGUCUCAACUGGGCUCCGGGAGGCCAGGUUCCCCCUUGCACAGUGCAGCAGUGCUGGCACAGAGGAGCUGCUCGGCAGGGCGGGGCUGGGGCACAGUGGGAGGUGAUGGUGCGCCCUGGCUGUGGGGCUGCCCCCUGCAGUCAGCAUGGCGGCAGGCGGCUGCCUGGGCUGUGGCCUGAGAUUCUCGCCUGCACCCAGCGCUGUGCCAGCCCCCCGUCCUGAACGGGCAGGGGCACAUGCUGAGCUGGUGUCCACACAGGUGAACCUGGGGGACGCUGAUUCCAGCCCUGCCUGGGCACAGGAUGUCUCUCUAGCGAGGGGGAGAUGACCGCCGAGCCCCCGGAACAACAGUAACCUGCUAUUUAACUCCAGACGGGGGGAGGGUGGGGAGGCAGAGCCGGGG
Malaclemys terrapin pileata is the source of this 1955-nucleotide messenger RNA. It is a transcript of the gene HGH1, whose product is annotated as HGH1 homolog. The coding region runs from base 1 to 1263 and encodes 420 amino acids. NCBI's taxonomy places the organism in Eukaryota, Metazoa, Chordata, Testudines, Emydidae. The record is from RefSeq and is a predicted model, not a curated record. The transcript is spliced from 7 exons.